AUGAAGUUAUUGGACAUUUUACUCAAUCUGACAAGCUUAUUCCAGUCAAUAUUGGACAUGCCUGAAGAUGUUAGUUGGAACGUAGACGACGGUUCAUGUGUGUAUCCAAGAAGUCCAGCAAGUGUCUUGUGUGUGUUCGCAGCAAUAUUUCUUUUCACUGCUCAGAUUAUAAUCAGUGUUGGUGCUAACUGCUUUUGUUGUUGCGGUGUUCGUUGUGUUUCACGGUGUACUACUAUUGCUUCACUUAUUCUAUUCGUCUUGUCCUGGGUUUCAUUUUUUAAAGCAUUUGUACAAUUCAUAGGCACAGCUAUUCUAAACAACAGCAACUAUUUAUCACGUAAACAUUCAACAACCUGCUAUGUUGAAACGAGAAGGCUUAUCUUUAGGGCAGCUAUUUGGUGCAUAAUUACACUAAUUUUAAGCCUAAGUUCUUACGCUUUCUAUGCGUGUACUUCUGAGGCUCAACACAGAAAUGUUAAUCUACAAGGGACUGCUGGUUCUGACGUCGGUGUUGCAAUGGGACAACCUCAUAUGCGUCAUAUGCAAAUGUCAAAGGACCAAUGUUGA
Amaranthus tricolor (Joseph's coat) is the source of this 567-nucleotide messenger RNA. RefSeq lists its product as uncharacterized. Lineage: Eukaryota; Viridiplantae; Streptophyta; Magnoliopsida; Caryophyllales; Amaranthaceae. Bases 1 to 567 code for a protein of 188 amino acids. The transcript has 3 exons. The record is from RefSeq and is a predicted model, not a curated record.